AUGACAGUUCCGUCAAACUGCGACAUGACAGCAGCGGAAACAAAUGUUCGUCUCUUUACAACUGAAUACCUUGGACCACUGGUCAAUAAUCAACGUGAAGGUGCCGGCGAAGAAAUUUGGUUCGAAGAUGGGACGCCAAACCAUCAAAAGUACAAAGGUCAAUUUCUCCGCGACACCCUACACGGUCAAGGUCAAUACAUCUGGAGCCGAAACGGAGAGGAAACCAUUUACGAGGGAUCGCUCUAUUCCUCCAACCUCGAAGGGUACGGCAGAUUCGUUCGGCCGGACGGUACAGUUUUUGAGGGCCUAUUCAAGAAUAACGCCCGCUUUGGGCCGGGCGUCGACAGUUUCGUCGAUUCAACUCAAACCGUCGGUUUGUGGUAUGGCAAUAACUUAAUUAGACUUUGUCAGGUUGUCAAACCGGAAUGGGUACCCAAAGUUGCGCACACAUCAGUUGGUAAGGCGAUACUUUUGCGGUACAAGAAGCUAGUAACGGUGUGCAAUGGGGAGGAGGACAUAGCGCGAGAAGUGCUAAAAUCAAUAAAUGCCGAAGAGGAGGUGAUCGAGAAAUCGGAUCUUCUGUACAACAGGUGCAUUCGGCAUCCGAAAAGUACGUUCUUCAAUAGGGCGGUGUAUGAUUCAAAGUUCUUUUCGGUGAGCGAUUGCUACAUUGAUAUCACAGUGGGAUCUGACGAGUCCAUCUGUGACGUGGAAAGAGAGAUUGAACGUGCAAAAAAUGUAGAAUAUCUGCAAAGUGAGUGGGACAGAAUAAACAGUGCGAUUCUCGAAGGUGUAUCUGAAGAGAACGUCUCAGGAUCAUCUGAACAAGAGGAGAAUGACAUGGAAGAACUUUGUGCUAAAAGAGAUCUGUUGGAAGGUGCAAUUUCCUUUGAGCGUUCGAAACCACGUACAAAAAAAGUGCUGGUUACCGAACUUCUUGCGUGGAACAAUGAAGACAUUUCAAUCGAGAUAAUGAAGCACGCUUUUCUUCACCGCAACUUUGAGAAGACCGUGUCGUACCUUGCCUCCAAUGUUUUAGUAGGCAAUCGCACUGAGUUCAACCAAUCUAGCGCAUACGAGGCGGACUGCGUUGCGUUUUUGUCCAAUUGCUCUAGUGGCCAUUUGAAGAAGGUCUCCGAACUGCUUCUGACACACGAUCUCAACCCGGAUAUGUGCGAUGCAAUGGGAAAUUCAGGAAUGAUGUAUGCGGCGGCGCGCGAUCGUCGCCAGAUAAUCCGGGUGCUGGUGAAUUUCGGAGCAAACGUGGAUGUCUAUAACGACGAGUGCCUGACACCGCUAUCACUGUGCAUCCUUCGGUACCUAGCCGUGCAGAAUGACGUGGUCAAUUGGGAAUUGGCGUUUUUAAAGUCGUCGCUAGCGGUGGAAACUGACUUGUUGCGGUGGAGGCCUCACGAGUCGUUGGUGAGUCUAUCCGAACAACAGAAGUCGAAGCAAAACUUGAACCCACACAGCUCAAUCAACCUGAAGUUCUGCAAUAGGCAAGAACUGAUUGACAGCGCUGAUCUGUUUCCGAUGCAGAUGAUGUUUAAGAGAACUUCGGAUGCGAAAAACUUACAAGACCGUUAUUUGCAGUUAGAGGAAGCGCAACCGUUUUUAUUUAACACCGACUGCAUUAAGCCACCAGUACAUAAAUCAGUUAAAACUAAAACACUUCAACCGAAAAAAAAGUUGGUCGUUCAAGUCGAGUCAGAACCGAAUCAUAGCGACAUUUUGCAAGUCGAGCGUUUAAAUUCAAUACGCUUGACUAUAUCGACCCUCUUAGAUUACGGGGCGGAUCCCAAUGAAGGUGAGGUACCCAUGCCGAUAUUGUUAUCAGCUAUCUUCACCAAAAACAUUGACAUUGUCGAAGGGUUGUUGGCGCACAAAGCCGACUGCAACGCGCGCACGCUGGAUGAAGAGUUGACAGCAUUGCACAUCUUAGUUUCGCUUCCUCCUUGGGACGGGGUAGGCGAAAUGGCCAAGCUUUUGCUGGCAUACGGCGCGAAUCCCAAUCUGAGAGCCACCACAUUGCACUGGCUGGAGGAGAAGGAGACGCUCGUGGGGAAGCACCAACUAACAGAAGUCGAUGAAGGAAAAACGCCCCUGCACCUACUGUCGAUGCGUUACGAUUUUACCUCCGACACCAUUGGAGAAUUAGCUCAAAUUCUAAUUGCUGGUGGAGCCAAACCGAGCGAGUACUACUUAGGACACACUCCCCUAUCCUUGGCGGUUUUAAGGGGGAAUAUUAAGCUGAUUAACUCGCUGAUGGAGAGUGGAAAAGUAGAUCCUAAUCAAUUGCUAGGAGAAGAAAUGGGAGUUGCACUCGGCGUUUUGAUACUGAAACGCUACACGAAUCUGCCGCGGUACGAAGACUGUGAGCAGAUAAUCCAAUCAUUGGUGUAUUACGGUGCCAAUCCUUUUAAUUCUACUGGCCCGUGUGGGAAUCUUAUGGAAUUUAUGGCGGAAGAGUUCGCUGAACCAACGCCAAAGGGCAAACGGAAACCUAAACAGGUUAAAGGGGGAAAAGAAACCACGCGUGUCAAACUCAAAGCCUUUUUGGAAAACAUCGCAAGGUUUGUACUUGACAAGCACAUUAAAGGCUGGGUGGUGCAGCAACUGUACCACGCUCAAAAUUACGACGACGAGUUUGCAAAAAAUAUGGCUCACUACGUUCCUGUGGCUGAAGUCGUCGAUCUCGCCCAGGCGUUGUUUUACAGAGGGGAAAUUCGAGUCAAACCCAAAAGUCACAGCAAAUUACGCGAGUUGGUGGAGUUUAUAGCUGGUGUCCAUCCGAAAAGUCACCUAGACGUCGAAAAGGCGUUGGAGAACUUUGAUUACCGCAAGCUUCCACCGAAGCUGGGGUUUUUAGACUUGCCGCAGCCCCAGGUGGAGAGGCACUCAGAUAAAUAUGACGUUUGCUAUCACUGCCACAAGAAACAGAACCGCCAGUUGUUCAGAUGUCCGAAAUGCAAGGUGGUGUAUUUCUGCUCGGAGGAGUGUAAUUUACUGAGCAAUGCUCGGGAGAAAUGGGGGCAUCCGUGCAAGGUUGCCUUUUACAGUGAGGCGUUACGUGAUUGGAAGGCAAAGGAGAAGGAGAAAAUGGCGCGAGAUACGGACACGGAGGACAGCGAAGGAGGUUACUACGGAGCAGGGAAAUUUCACAAAGGCCACCGAGGGAGGGGUAGUGCAGCAAAAGCCGGGAAGAGAAGUACGGCAACAACCGGAAAGAGGGGUGCAGCAACAACCGGAAAGAGGAGUGCAGCAGCAAGCGGAAAGAGAAGUGCAGCAACAACGCUAAAGACACGUAAAGAACGAAGCGCUCAAAAAGGCAAAUUAGGCACGCGAAAGGGGGGUGCGGCGAGUAGCAACAGAGGCAAAACUAAGGGCGAAUGGGAUCAGGAGGCUUCCUUAGAUUCGGAGUUUGCCACCGUUGUAAGACGAAGGCACAGACUGCCGAAGACUUACCAGUGUUUUUUGGAAAAAAUUGCAAUUUACUGGCCGGAACUCGAUCUGUCCGCAUUAUUUGUACCGUACGCUUGUUAUAAUAACGGCCAGCUUUACUACAGAUUCCAUUUUCAAAACGUAGUCUUUGGCGAGACCUACAGUUUAGUGUAGCUUGUCGAAAAUGCCAAUAAAUCCCGUUCAAUUAACACGCGCAACAAGUUUUCAAUGUCCAAGGAUAAGCGUCGCGACGAUCCGACGCUAGUGGAAUA
Molecule: messenger RNA, 3713 nt
Organism: Photinus pyralis (common eastern firefly)
Lineage: Eukaryota; Metazoa; Arthropoda; Insecta; Coleoptera; Lampyridae
Exons: 1
Coding region: 1-3615 (1204 amino acids)
Molecular function (GO): protein binding
Source: RefSeq, a predicted model, not a curated record